AUAACUUCUCAAACCCCGCAAAACUUCUCUGUCUUUCAUUCGUGCCCCGCGUGGCCUUUCCAAAGCACACAGGCGGAUGCAGUCUGGGGUGUGUUUCUGAGCUGGCAGGUGCAGGAGCAGGUUGAACAGGUUGUGAAUGUCACUCUGUUAGGCCCUCCUCCUCCUUUCUAUACCCACUUCUCCCUCCAGGACGACUGCUGAUUCAUUCUUACGUAUUGGCAGGUCAGUGGAGAGAUUUCCGUGCACCUGUUCUCAUCUGACACAGCUGAAGUAUAAGGAAAAUGAAGCCUCUAAAAAUCACAGCAACCCUCAUCCUGCUUCUUCAAGCAUUUCAUCUGGUGUACCUGCAAGAUUCAACUGACUCUCCCGGACGUACACUUGAUAAGAGCUGGCUCCGCCAAUUCGGCAUCCAAAGUGAAACUGUGUUUGGUGGAGAGAGCGAUUCUGAUCAGGGAGCUGAUCAGGCGGCCGAAUCCAGCAGUGGGACAGCAUCUGGCUUCAUGACCGAAGAGGACAAUAACACGGCAACUCAGGAUGAGAGCGUAAAUGGCACAUUUGACGAUUCAAAUGUUUUCACUACAAUCAUCCCCUCUUCAUUUGAAUACGAAACAACUAAAGAACCAGAAUUACCAGAUGCAGCCAUCUCUCAGAGGAAUCUGACUACGGAGUCAAACUCAAGCCAAACCAACAUGACCUACACUAAAGAGGACUUUAACUCGUCCAUGACAGCAGACAACACAACCAGUGUUGGAGAUUUCUCCAAUAACCCUGACACACAGAUCACGACCACCACAGUACAACCUACAACACCAACAACCGCAACACCAACAACCGCAACACCAACAACCACAACACCAACAACCACAACAGCAGAGCAAGAUAAAGGAAUGAGAAACCUUACAGAAAAUACCACCACAUCACCUCCAACCACAGAAGCACCUGAGACGUUCUGGACAACCACCGUGUCUUUAACUACGACCGUGCCGCCGUCUGAAACCACAGGGACGAGCCCCAUAACUACCACCACUGGCAUUGUAAACGUACCAGAUUCGGCUAACAAGACUGGGAAGGUUGCGAGCGGCUCAGAACGGGGUUCUGUGGCAGACUCAGGUUCAGAGACGGAUCCCUACAGACGUAAAAGGAACGUGGCUUGGUUGGCUGUGCUGGGAACGGCGGCAGCGACAGCCGUCGUGGGAUUGGUGGCCUACAUCAUUCUGAAAAAGAAACAUCAGAAACCGUUCACUCACAGGAAGCUGGAGGAGUACCCUGCAGAUCCAGUCCUCAGAUUAGACAACAGCGAACCUCUGGACCUAAACUAUGCUUAUUACAACCCGACACUCCAGGGGGACAGCAUCCAAAUGAGCAACAUUCCAGGACGCCGUUGAAACUGAAAGGACUCCCAGGACAAAUGAAAUCUGGAUGCAUUGCAGAAAAAAAGUCAGAAAAUGUCAUUUGUGGAGACUGAAGAAUGUGAAAGUUUGGAAAAGGAACUGCUGAGAGUGGUAAUUGCUAAUGGGAAAAGGGAUCUAUUUACAAUAAAUUAGUUUUCAGAUACAAAUAAUGUAUUCUAUUUGCUAUGGCAACAUAAGUUACACUGCAAAAGCCAAAAUGAACUUUCUGCCACCUAAGUAUGUUGCCAAAGGGAAUCAAAUGAAGGCCUGCCGAUUUGGACAUUUUCUUUUAAAUUAGCUUUUGAUGAAGGAUGUAAAACAUUGUUUGAUACAACUAUUGUGAAAAUAUUUUAAUGCUAAAAAACACAUUUAAGGCUAAAUAUAUAUAUAUA
Molecule: messenger RNA, 1783 nt
Organism: Fundulus heteroclitus (mummichog)
Lineage: Eukaryota; Metazoa; Chordata; Actinopteri; Cyprinodontiformes; Fundulidae
Gene: muc15
Product: mucin 15, cell surface associated
Exons: 4
Coding region: 282-1385 (367 amino acids)
Source: RefSeq, a predicted model, not a curated record